Molecule: messenger RNA, 449 nt
Organism: Paramecium octaurelia
Lineage: Eukaryota; Ciliophora; Oligohymenophorea; Peniculida; Parameciidae
Source: the annotation of a GenBank genome assembly
AUGAAUUUCUACCCUAUUGACUUUGAAGAACAACAUUCAUAAUGUACUUAUUCUACUUAUUUCUAGAGUUAAUUCAUGAUCCUCUUAUUGAAUAAACAAAUGAAUCAUAAUAUUAUGAAUAUGAACAAAGUGCUUAAUAGGAACCAGAAUAACUUAAUACUUUUGAUGGGUAUUUAUAAGAAGAACCUGUCUUAUUGUUUAAUUAUGUGGAGGAAGCCCCUAAAAAAAAGACUAAGCGUGUUAUCAGAAAAUCAAAAAAAAUUAGAAAAGUUGAUUCUGAAACUGAUGUCCCUUCAAGAAAAAGUCUGAAAUCUCAAAUUACUAAUAAUGAUGUCUUGAAAUUAUAGUAAUGCCAGAGAUUAAAGACAAUAAUCUCUCAAAUGGAGGCUUUCUUACAAUAAACAAGAGCUUCAAUACUCAAACAAUAUAUAAACAAUCACGCCAAGUGA